Molecule: messenger RNA, 1233 nt
Organism: Ilex paraguariensis (yerba mate)
Lineage: Eukaryota; Viridiplantae; Streptophyta; Magnoliopsida; Aquifoliales; Aquifoliaceae
Source: the annotation of a GenBank genome assembly
AUGAGAUCUAACAUUGUUUCUGAGGCAGGCCUGCCUACAAGAGUGGGACAGUGGUGGCAAGGCAUUCCAUUCCUUACAUCUUCAGUGGUGGUUGUUUGUGGGGUCAUAUACUUGGUUUGUCUUUUGGCGGGUUAUGACUCAUUUGUCGAAGUAUGCUUCUGGCCCUCAGCAGUUAUUUCACGAUUUCAAGUGUACAGGAUUUAUACUGCUAUUCUUUUUCAUGGUUCUCUAUUACAUGUUCUAUUUAAUAUGAUGGCUUUGGUUCCAUUGGGCUCUGAGCUGGAGAGAAUUAUGGGGUCUGUCCGCUCGUUGUACUUGAUUAUUCUACUGGCUACAAGCAAUGCCAUAUUUCAUCUUCUUAUUGCAUUGUUGGUAGCUCACAAUCCCUUGAACCAUGAUCAAUAUCUCAUGAAUGAGUGUGCAAUAGGCUUCUCAGGAAUCUUAUUUUCUAUGAUCGUGAUAGAGACAAGUCUAAGUGGAGUUCAAUCUAGAAGUGUGUUUGGACUGUUUAAUGUGCCUGCUAAAUGGUAUGCAUGGAUCUUACUGGUAGUGUUCCAGCUUCUUAUGACAAAUGUCUCACUACUUGGACACUUAUGUGGCAUUUUGUCUGGAUUUGCAUAUACUUACGGGUUAUUCAAUUUCCUAAUGCCCGGAACAUCUUUCUAUUCUGCCAUUGAAUCUUCCUCUUGGUUUUCCAGUUGUGUAAGGAGACCAAAAUUUAUUAUGUGUUCUGGUGGAAACCCUUCGGGCUACAUCCCUACAUAUUCAAGUCAAAAUACAACAUCCAGUGGAUUGCUUUCUGGAAAUAUAUGGAGGAAUCUUUCUUCCUGGGUGCCGCAAAGGGAAACAUCCGUUCAGUCAGGACAAGACAGUAACAGGUUUCCCGGGGCAGGAAGGACACUUGGUUCUGCUCGAAGUCAAACUGUUCCCGGCGUAAAUUCUGAUUCAAGUCUACAGGCUCGACUUUUGGAUAAUAGUGUCAGCCCCAACCAUCAAUCCAAUCCGGCACCAGCUGGGGGAGGACAGCAUAUAUCAAAUGGAAGGCAGGCAGUGGUAGAUAGUCCAGCUCCAGCCAUUGUAGUGCAAGGCAAUCAGGGCUCCAUUGCAUCUGAUGAAGAGAUCCAAAAACUCGUUGCAAUGGGUUUUGAAAGGACACAGGUGGAAAUUGCUGUGUCGGCCGCUGAUGGGGAUUUGAAUGUAGCAGUGGAAAUUCUUAUGAGCCAAGAGGCAUAA